GCUAGCCAGUAGUGAACGCCGCGUCUACAUCACAAGCCAACGUCAUGUGGCACAAAAUUGUUGUUUUAUUUAUAUUUUCUAUGAUAACCGCUUUUUCUAAUGGCAACAUUCUAGCUCCAAAAUUAAAACUAAACGAUGGAAGAGAAAUUCCCGCCCUAGCCUUGGGCACAUGGCUGGGAAAUAAUACCAAGCCGUCAUCAAACGAAGUGGAGGUGGCAGUGCAAUGGGCAAUUGAGGCGGGUUACCGCCACAUCGACACCGCUUGGGCUUACAAAAUCGAGGACCAGGUCGGCAGGGGACUUGCCAACAAGUUCCCAGAUGUACCGAGGAACGAAAUAUUUGUUACUACCAAGCUAUGGAAUGAUCGUCACGCGCGGGAUGCAGUUGUCCCAGCUCUCCGAGAAUCUCUACAGAAACUGAACUUGGACUACGUCGACCUCUACCUCAUUCACUGGCCAGUCGGACAAUUCGCCAAUCUAACCUACGACCCGACAGAUUAUCUGGAAACUUGGCGCGGUAUGAUGGACGCCAAAGAGCUGGGGCUAGCCAAGUCCAUAGGCUUGUCUAACUUCAAUGAGCAAAUGAUUGAUAGAAUUUUAGAAAACGGAUUGGAGAUGCCGGCAGUGCUACAAGUCGAGCUUAACUUAAAUCUACAGCAACCGGAAUUACUCGAAUAUUGUAAACAGAAAAAUAUCGUAGUAAUGGGUUACACGCCUUUCGGCUCAUUAUUCUACAGCAAAGCAAAACCAAAUGCCCCUCCACCUCGUGUCGACGAUCCCGCUUUGAUGAAAAUCGCCGAAAAAUAUAACAAAACUGUGCCACAAAUCACACUAAGAUAUUUGAUCGAGUUGGGCGUUAUUCCUAUUCCGAAAUCAUUGACAAAAUCGAGAAUAGAACAGAACAUCGAUAUAUUCGACUUUAAGUUAACAAAAGAAGAAAAACUGGUAUUGAAAUCAUUUGACCGCGAAUACAGGACUAUUCCCCAACUAAAAUGGCUGGAUAAUCCGUUUUAUCCUUUUAAAAGACCACCUAUGUAAUAAACUCAUCGACGAAAUAAAGUUGU
Papilio machaon (common yellow swallowtail) is the source of this 1063-nucleotide messenger RNA. RefSeq names its product aldo-keto reductase AKR2E4-like. The transcript has 7 exons. The record is from RefSeq and is a predicted model, not a curated record. Gene Ontology annotation, cellular component: cytosol. Gene Ontology annotation, molecular function: aldose reductase (NADPH) activity. Lineage: Eukaryota; Metazoa; Arthropoda; Insecta; Lepidoptera; Papilionidae. The coding region runs from base 45 to 1037 and encodes 330 amino acids.